Molecule: messenger RNA, 1903 nt
Organism: Syngnathus typhle (broad-nosed pipefish)
Lineage: Eukaryota; Metazoa; Chordata; Actinopteri; Syngnathiformes; Syngnathidae
Exons: 3
Coding region: 419-1846 (475 amino acids)
Biological process (GO): DNA transposition
Molecular function (GO): DNA binding; transposase activity
Source: RefSeq, a predicted model, not a curated record
UUGAGACUCUAAUCUGCCAGAUAAAAGGAGAAAUCGAAAACGUCAACAAGCGAAAAGACGAUCGAUGUUUAUUCUCUUGUUACCGCGGCUAUGGUUCGCAUAUGUUGUGUCCUGGGCUGCACCAACAAGUCACACGACAGCCGCCGUAAGAAACUCGACAACGGGUUGAGAUUCUUCACCUUCCCGACCUGGAAGAAAAGCUACGGGCCGCAAAUCAAAGAGAUCUCCAAGAGGCGACGGUCGGCUUGGGUCGCCGCUGUCCGACGCAAAGACAUCACAUUUGACAAGAUAACUCCUUUCAUGUUCGUCUGCUGUCGCCAUUUCCAUAAAGUGAUGUUACAGUGUUGACACUUAUGAAUCAAAUCCGCACAGAUUGAAGCAUUCGGAUGAGUAUUGAGAAGUGAACAGGCACCUCAUCAUGCCGAAGACCCGACGUACCGCCUACAUGGCGGCCUUCAAGCUGCAGGCGAUCGAGCUGGCAAUCAAAAAGGGUAAUCGAUCCGCUGCUCACGAGCUUGGAGUUAACGAAUCCAUGAUACGACGUUGGAGGAAGCAGCAUGGAGAACUGUCUCGCUGCAAGAAGACGACAAAAGCCUUCAGAGGAAAGCCGGCGUACGAAAUGAUGGAGAACGACCCAGACUGGGCGCCGUCCUUGCAUAUGGGCCACACAGAGAACGAACUCGGCAACUCCCUGCGCUCAGCCAAAAGAAAGAAGUCGGUUCUACAGAGCGAGCGUAUCCAGGAGGCGGCCGAGUCAGCAGAAGAGGAGCCGGCGCGAUGCGAGGAAGCGCUAACGUUGAACAUCAAACAAGAAAAGGAGGAGGAAAUAGUCAAAUGGGAGCGCAAGGAAUGCUGUGGAAUCGGAACAAAGAAAGUCAAUCAUGAAGAAAUGCUGAUCGAAGCGGUCAAACGGGAAGGGGGGCAGACAGAAUGCAACUUCUGCAUCCAAAGGUCUACAGAAGUAAGCCACCUGGUGGAGGAGAACAGACGACUCAGGCUUGAGUUGGACGCCUUCAAGAUCGCGGAUGGCUUUUUCCAGGACGACGACAACAAAGUGGAAUAUUACACCGGUUUGCCGAACGUGGCCUCUUUCAUGACCUUUUUCUGUUUUUUAUUACCGUUCAUGCCAGCCCGCCACAACAGACUGAGUCCUUUUCAAGUCCUCCUGUUGACUUUCAUGCGCCUCCGGCUGGAUUUACCCACGCAGCACCUCGCUCACAUUUUCAGCAUCACCACAAGCACAGUGGAAACGACGUUUCGAGAAACUGUUUCGUUUCUGUACGCAAAGCUGAAGCCUUCCGUUACGUGGCCCUGCAGAAAUACUUUGCAAAGGACGACGCCGCGACGGUUUGCCGAGGCCUUCGGCGGCAAAGCCGUCGCCAUCCUGGACUGUUUUAAAUUGCAGCUGUCGCAUGAUGACAAAUUAGACCAAAGCAAUUAUGCCGUUCAAUAUUUAAUUGCUGUCACACCAAGUGGAUUUGUUGGUUUUGUAUCAAAAGGGUGUGACGAAUUUAUAGCUGCCAAAAACGUCUUGGAGAAAAGCGGUUUCUUAAAUAGCUUGUUGCCAGGCGAUGUCGUCUUGGCAAACAGUUUCGACAAAACCGGCGACUUGUUUUGCGCUCAGGUGGACGGGCCGACCUGCGUCCGAGCCAACUGUCUUCUUGCUGAGAACGUGGUGGCACACGUUGAAACCGUCGAGGGAAAUAUCCGCCGCAAGUAUCAAAUCUUCAAAGCGGCCGUGCCCGUGGACAUGACGCUAGCGCGUGACGGUGAAGAAGUCACGUUGUUGGAUAAAAUGGUCACCGUCUGUUAUGCGCUAGAAAACCCUUGUCCAACUACAAUUUAACUACACCGCCAUUUUGAUUACCAAAAUAAAGAUGGGUAAGAAACUUUCAGGAUAAUU